Molecule: messenger RNA, 651 nt
Organism: Geosmithia morbida
Lineage: Eukaryota; Fungi; Ascomycota; Sordariomycetes; Hypocreales; Bionectriaceae
Product: small subunit ribosomal protein S10
Exons: 2
Coding region: 1-651 (216 amino acids)
Biological process (GO): translation
Cellular component (GO): mitochondrion; ribosome; small ribosomal subunit
Molecular function (GO): structural constituent of ribosome
Source: RefSeq, a predicted model, not a curated record
AUGGGGGUUGCGGCGGCGCCAUUUUCUGGAAAAGCCUUGAAUGAACUCGCGGAUACCAACAAGAACGCCCAGGAGCCCCGUCUCCCUCGAUCGAUAGAAGCCCUUCACCUCAAGCCCUUGAAGCGCGAACCCAAGUAUGGAAUUCCCUCAUGCGACCUUCAGCUUCGAUCAUACAGCUUGCAGCCAUUGGAGUUCUUUGCCGAUUUUGCCCUGCGCGCAGCUUAUUACCUUGGCUUGCCGGCAUCUGGCCCUAUUCCGCUGCCACGUAUCAUCCAGCGAUGGACCGUUCCUAGGAGUCACUUUAUCUUCAAGAAGUCCCAGGAGAAUUUCGAAAGAAUUACACUGCGACGUCUGAUCCAGAUCAAGGAUGGAAACCCCGAGACGGUCCAGCUGUGGCUUGCCUAUUUGCGGAAGCACCAGUACUAUGGCGUUGGUAUGAAGGCCAACAUGUGGGAGUUCGGCGAUCUCGAGGCUGGGAAGUCAUUGGAGGAUGACAUACAGAAGCAGCUAGGAGACUGCGAGUCGACAUGGGCACACCUAGGUCAAAUGGACAAGCCCAUCGGGUCGCCAGAAAUGGUGAAGGAACUCCUGAGCAGCCGUCAGUUCAAGGAGGCGUCUGGUCUGCGGGAACGACCGAGUAAUAGUGUAUAA